AUGUCUACAAAUCCUCUUCAUUAUCAUGAAGCUGGCACAGGUAAUUAUAUGAGUGAAAAAGAAGCAAAUAGUUUGAUCCAAAAAUAUGACAAGAAUGGGGAUUCAAUCCUCACCAAGGAAGAGCUAACUGCUUUGAUCAUUGAUCAAGCUGCCUCUCACCACCAACUAAAACCAAAGAAGGAAGAAGUUGUUUGCAAACCUCAAAAGGUGGAAGCUAAGGUUAUUCCUGAUGAGAAGGGGCCAUUCAAGAUGAGGCUUACUAGAGAUGAGAUGAGGGAAAUCUUCUUAGAGCAUGAUAUUGAUGGUGAUGGUCAUCUCACUAGAAGUGAGCUAUCAAAAGCUUUGACAACUUGUGGUUCUUUGAUUUCAUUACACAAAGCUAACUAUGCUUUAAAUUUGGCUGAUGCUGAUGGAGAUGGCCUUAUCAAUGUGGAUGAACUUGAAAAAGUCCUUGAUUAUGUUGAGAAACUCAACAAGCUCAAGAAAUGA
Molecule: messenger RNA, 489 nt
Organism: Benincasa hispida (wax gourd)
Lineage: Eukaryota; Viridiplantae; Streptophyta; Magnoliopsida; Cucurbitales; Cucurbitaceae
Product: putative calcium-binding protein CML19
Molecular function (GO): calcium ion binding
Source: RefSeq, a predicted model, not a curated record